Messenger RNA from Stegostoma tigrinum, 1810 nucleotides. Its product is annotated as insulinoma-associated protein 2-like. Gene Ontology annotation, biological process: regulation of cell cycle process; negative regulation of transcription by RNA polymerase II; neuron differentiation. The coding region runs from base 168 to 1307 and encodes 379 amino acids. NCBI's taxonomy places the organism in Eukaryota, Metazoa, Chordata, Chondrichthyes, Orectolobiformes, Stegostomatidae. The record is from RefSeq and is a predicted model, not a curated record. Gene Ontology annotation, molecular function: RNA polymerase II cis-regulatory region sequence-specific DNA binding; DNA-binding transcription repressor activity, RNA polymerase II-specific. The transcript has a single exon. Gene Ontology annotation, cellular component: transcription repressor complex; nucleus.
AUAGCCCGAACAGUGCGGCGAUUGAACAGUUCCAAAGUGGGGACGAUUGCUGCUUUAGCCCAGGCUCCUGUUCUCCCUGGCAGCGCAGAGUACAGUGCUCACUUGCAGGCUGCUGUUUGCUUUGUCGCUGUUGCUGGUUUGACAAGACACGAACUUCCUGAGCCAAGAUGCCCCGAGGCUUUCUGGUGAAGAGAACCAAGAGAGCUGCCCCUGUCUCAUACAGGGUACGCAGCGUAGAAGAGGAAUGGGGCGUUCCAGAGGCAGUGCCAUCCCUGUGGGGGCAGGGGAAGGCCCCUCUACAUCCCACCUCCUCCGGUGACACCAGGCCGGGAUACUGUGGGAUGCCCAGCUCUCCCUGCGCCCCAGCCCACAGCCCUAACCGGCCAGUCAGCAGUUGCCCUGGCUCCCCAGGUCGGCCAGGCAAUUCCAGCUCGCCCAUCCUGGCCGAAUCUUUCCCCAGCCCCUUGGCUCUGGCUUCGUCGCUGGGACGAGUUGUCUUCGUGGCUUCGGUGUCAGAUGAGGAGGUGAAGAUGGGGUCCAAUUGCACCAGCAUCCAGGCGGUCAAGAGGCAGCUGCCCCCAGCCAAAGCCAAGGCGCAGGGUAAGAAGCCUAGGGCGGAGAGGAAGCCUUACAGGGACGAGGUGACCACUUCACCGGUCUUGGGGCUAAGGAUCACCAAAGAGCUGACGGACUACCAGCAGCACAAGAGCACAGGCCAGCCCCUGGGGGAGUUUAUCUGCCAGCUGUGUAAGGAGGAAUACGCCGAUGCCCUGUCCCUCGCCCAGCACCGGUGCUCCAGAAUCGUCAGGGUGGAGUAUCGCUGCUCCGAAUGCGACAAGGUGUUCAGCUGCCCGGCCAACCUGGCUUCUCACUGCCGCUGGCACAAACCCAGGAACCCCAGCGGCCUGCCAGGGCAAGAGGUGGUCAAGGAGAGCAACAAGAGCAAAGCCAGGAGCGAGGAGCAGCCGGCCAGCCCCUCAGCCGGACCUUGCGAGUCGCCUAGCCUGGAAGAAGAGCUGUUCGACUGCCCGCUCUGUGGCAAGAAGUUCCGUCGCCAAGCCUACCUCAGGAAGCACAUGGCCACUCACCGAGGCCCCAUGCUGCUGCCAGGCGGCCAAGUGUACCUCCAGCGGCACCAAGAGAAGCCUGACAUUAGCUCCCACUCCGGACUCGCCUGCUCGGGCUGUGACAGCCUUCCUGAGGCAUCCUUCUCCCCCUGCCAGGUCCUCAGCAACGGCGAGUGUCAGCCCCUGGAAAACCCGCAAGGGAUGCUGCUGCAGCUCUCCACAGCGCCGGCGGUGAUGUGAAGUGAGGGCGGAAUCUCAACAUUAACUCGAAAACCCCAUCGCCCUUAUUUAUUCUGUGUGUGUGUGUGUGUGGAGGACGACUGAAGAAAAUUCCAAAAUAAUGCGGCUAAAACACAAUCUCGAAACAAGGAGAGAGAAGCGAAGGCAAAGUUCACUAGCCUAGUACUUUCCACGCAACAGUAACAUGGUUAAAUACAAGUAUAAAUUAUAUGUUAUUUAUUUUUUUUGUUAAUCAUAUAUAUUUAUAUAUAGAAUGCCUUUUUUGUACAAGAUUUUCCUGCGAUUGUUUAGAAAUUUUUUUUUGUUCGAUGGGGGUGGGCGGGGGUUUAACAUAGAAAAAAAACUGUACAGCCGAAUUUUGUAUUUUUCUCAAUGACUGAAAGUGACAUUUGAGCCUCACCAAAAAAAAAUUAUAUUCUCUUACGGUUUGCGAAGGGACAUCUAUCACCUGUGACAGCUUUCGUUUAAAUGUUGUUUAUUUCUGAGGUAUUUCAAAUAAAAUG